UAUGGAACCCCCUGAAACGGAAAUGACGUAUUGACCUUCAGCUUGCAGUCGCUCCGACAUUUAGGCCUGCGAAAUCUUCUAGCCAAAGCUUAAAAAUGGCACCACCAUCCUACAGUGACCUUGGAAAAGCAGCAAGAGAUCUUUCUGACAAAGGUUACAAUUUUGGACUGUAUAAACUCGAAUGCAAAACAAAAUCAAGCAGCGGAGUUGAAUUUACAACAAAAGGAAGCUCAAGUCAUGAUUCUGGAAAAGUCUCUGGAAGCUUAGAAACUAAAUACAAACUUCCUGAACAUGGAUUGACAUUUGUAGAAAAGUGGAAUACUGACAACGUUCUUGCCACAGAGAUUACCAUUGAAGAUCAGCUUUGCAAGGGUCUUAAAGUUGCUUUUGAAUCUUCAUUUGCUCCACAGACAGGUAAGAAGAAUGGACAGAUUAAGACUGCCUACAAGAUGGAUUACUUAAAUGCAAGUUGUGAUGUUGACUUCGACUUUGCGGGGCCAACUGUUCAUGGUGCAGCAGUCCUCGGUUACAACAACUUCCUGGCUGGCUAUCAAAUGUCCUUUGAUACUUCCAAGUCCAAGCUUUCCAAGAACAACUUCGCAUUUGGCUAUUCCUCUGAUGACAUGACUCUUCAUUGCAAUAUAAAUGAUGGUGCAGAAUUUGGAGGUUCUGUAUACAACAAAGUCAACGACAAGUUGCAAACUGGAGUGAAUUUGUCUUGGUCCGCUGGAAAUAGCUCAACACGGCUUGGUUUGGCAGCAAAAUACACAUUAGAUAAGGAUUCCUAUCUUAACAUGAAAGUAAAUAAUGCUUUCCAAAUCGGAAUGGGCUACACCCAGAACAUCAGGGAUGGUGUAAAACUGAACCUUUCUUCUUUGGUGGAGGGAAAGAACUUCAACCAAGGUGGUCAUAAGGUUGGAAUGGGUCUUGAAUUUGAUGUCUAAAUGUACCAAGUGGUUAGUGAUAUAUAAAAUACCUGUGGAUGCAAAGCAGUUCAUUCAUCAUCAGUGUUUAACCAGGUGAGGAGACACGUGUAUUUAUGGCGCAUUUUGCUGGACUGGGGAACACCCCAGUCUUCACCUCAUCUUUAGUAUUCCCAGUGUUGACACUGCCAACAGCACAAGCAUGGCAGAGUUUGGUGCAUGCAGAGACUGAAGACAGUUUGGAAAUUCACGUGUUACCUAUGAAUUGAUUGUGGAUUUUAUAAUAAAAACUGACCAAUCAGAUUUUGAUUUGAACUUAGAUUUAUUUGUUUGCCGUUUCCAUUAGGCUACAUUUGUUGAAUAGCAAACAAGCUGUUUUCCCAAGGUCUACCAAUCAAGUAUCCUUCAUUCGACAUAACGCAGGUCAGAUGUGUCAGAGAAUUUGUCCCUGAGAGCUUGUCAAAACAUUCAGUGCUGGUAAAUUAAUGUACAAAUGUGUAUCUUAAUUAAAGGAUUAUGUAAUGUG
Ylistrum balloti is the source of this 1449-nucleotide messenger RNA. Its product is annotated as voltage-dependent anion-selective channel protein 2-like. Lineage: Eukaryota; Metazoa; Mollusca; Bivalvia; Pectinida; Pectinidae. Gene Ontology annotation, cellular component: mitochondrial outer membrane. The record is from RefSeq and is a predicted model, not a curated record. The coding region runs from base 96 to 944 and encodes 282 amino acids. The transcript has 9 exons. Gene Ontology annotation, molecular function: voltage-gated monoatomic anion channel activity. Gene Ontology annotation, biological process: monoatomic anion transmembrane transport.